AUGUUGGUGGCUUUGGUGAGAGGGGCUGAGCAGUCCCAGAAGCUGUCCUCUGCGGGGUUUUCGGAGUGCAAGAAGGCCCUGAAGCUCCCAAGUCUGGAAGUCCUGCCGGGGGGGGGCUGGGAUAACCUCAGGAAUUUGGAUAUGGGCAGAGUUAUCAACCUGGGCUACUCACUGUGCAAGACCACAGAAGACGGAUCUUAUAUCAUCCCAGAUGAGAUCUUCACUAUCCCUCGCAAGCAGAGCAACCUGGACAUCAACUCUGAGAUCAUCGAGUCCUGGAAAGAUUACCAAAGCAUCACCUCUGCCUCCAUCAACCUGGAGCUGUCCCUCUUCUCCUCCAUCAAUGGCAAGUUCUCCUAUGACUUCCACCGAACCAAGACCCACCAAGUGAAAGACCGUGCUGUCACCACCCGAGUGCAAGUCAGGAACCUGGUUUACACUGCCAAGAUUGACCCAGGGGCGGUCCUGGACAAGAGCUUCAAGAAGCAGCUGCUGACAAUUUCCAGCCACCUGGAGAACAACCAGACACGGAUGGCUGAUUUUCUGGCCGAGGUGCUGGUGCUUAACUAUGGCACCCACACCAUCACCUCCGUGGACGCUGGAGCCAGCUUGGUGCAGGAGGAUCAGAUCAAGGCAACCUUCCUGAAGGACAGCUGGGCCACACGGAGUGCUGUCACCGCCUCAGCCGGCGUGGCCUUCCACAGCAUCGUCGGUGUGAAAAAUGAGGAGUCCCUGGAUGUCAGUUCUGGCUUCACUAAGCAGUAUCUGGAGAACCGCACCAACUCCAGGGUAGAGAGCAUCGGUGGGACCCCCUUUUACCCAGGCAUCACCCUCAAGACCUGGCAGGAGGGGAUCAGAAACGAGCUGGUGGCUCUUGACCGCUCAGGGCUGCCCCUGUACUUCUUCAUCAACCCCAGCACCCUGCCAGAGCUGCCCACCCCCACAGUGAAGAAGCUGGCCAGGCGAGUGGAGAUGGCUAUCCGCCGCUACUACACCUUCAACACCUACCCGGGCUGCACCGACGCCACCUCGCCCAACUUCAACUUCCAUGCCAAUGCCGAUGAUGGCUCCUGUGAGGGUGCCAUGACCAACUUCACCUUCGGGGGAGUCUUCCAGGAGUGUGCUGGGCUGGCCGGCCCCGACACCAGCAUGCUGUGCCGGGGGCUGGAGCAGAGGAACCCCCUCACUGGGGCUUUCUCCUGCCCCACCACCUACACUCCAGUGCUGCUGGGCAUGCAGGAGCGGGAGGAAGGCCACAGCCAUCUGGAGUGCCACAACAAGUGCAUCCUGGGCAUCUUCUGCCACCGCGAGUGCCAGGACGUCUUCUGGCUUUCACGGGUGCAAUUCAGUGCCUACUGGUGCGCAAUGAGCGGGCCAGUGGCCCCGAGCUUGGGAUACCUCUUUGGGGGGCUGUUCAGCGCUCACAGCAUCAACUCUAUCACCGGUGCCCAGUCCUGCCCCUCAGGGUACUUCCCACUGAAGCUCUUUGAUGAGCUCAGGGUGUGCGUGAGCCAGGAUUAUGAAGGGGGAGGCCAGUAUGCGGUGCCCUUUGGGGGCUUCUUCAGCUGCCAGGCAGGGAACCCCUUGGCAGGGCAGCAUCAGGGCACCGCCGAAGACCCCCACGCCAAGAGCUGCCCCCCAGGCUUCAGCCAGCACUUGGCACUCAUCAGCGAUAGCUGCCAGGUGGAGUACUGUGUCCAGGCUGGCAUCUUCACAGGGGGCUCGCUGCCGCCUGCCCGCCUGCCACCCUUCACC
Pygoscelis adeliae (Adelie penguin) is the source of this 1755-nucleotide messenger RNA. It is a transcript of the gene MPEG1, whose product is annotated as macrophage expressed 1. The record is from RefSeq and is a predicted model, not a curated record. Lineage: Eukaryota; Metazoa; Chordata; Aves; Sphenisciformes; Spheniscidae. Gene Ontology annotation, biological process: defense response to bacterium. The annotation marks the transcript as partial. The transcript has a single exon.